Molecule: messenger RNA, 4113 nt
Organism: Nilaparvata lugens (brown planthopper)
Lineage: Eukaryota; Metazoa; Arthropoda; Insecta; Hemiptera; Delphacidae
Gene: Lrt
Product: TLR4 interactor with leucine rich repeats
Exons: 7
Coding region: 444-2627 (727 amino acids)
Molecular function (GO): protein binding
Source: RefSeq, a predicted model, not a curated record
ACGAACUCAGAGACUCAGAGUCAGUGUGUCGUGAGCUCUGAAGCAGUGAGGUGUGUUUAAAGUCGCUGUUCUGAUCAAAAACCAACAUGUGCGUGACUCAUAGGAAGAGGACCUUCGGUUAUCACUGGUGAUAAAAAUUUCGGAAACAACUGACAGUGAUGACUCCUCAUGCAGCUGCUAGUCCAUACAGGAUGACAACUUCCUAUUGGAAAUGUAACAAUAUUACCCUACAACUUCUGGAAGAACCCUAUUGAGUAAAAUCCUUAGUGUAACAGAGAACGUCUAUCUACCUUCUUAUUUCUUCAUUAUUCAAGUUAAGAUUCAGGGAAGUCUCUGGUGAUUUUUUCUCCAUUAUUCAUGAGUCAGCCAGCCCAUUUGGAAAGCAUAAACAGAGCGUUCAAGUUCAGACAUUCAUAACAAGGAUUUGUACAACAGAAUGCAGGAUGUUGGGGUGGUGGUUGUGGUGUUUAGUGGCGGUGGCUUGGCUGGGGGUGCUGGGGGCAGACGCGGAGGCGGGAGCGGAGGCGGUAGAGUGGCAGUGUCCUAUGGUGGAGGCGGCAGCAUGCAGCUGCGACCUGCCCCACACACUGCGCUGUGCCGGUGACCGCCCCUCGCUGGACCUCGUCGCCUCCCGCCUCCGCCAGCUCUCGGCAGCCGCCUCCGUCUCACUGCUCGACUGCACCGUCCAAAACCUCACGCAGCUCGCCGGGCCCUUCUUGCAGGGUGUAAUGCUGCAUGGUCUUGUCAUAUCCUCUGGAGAGUUGAGACAAGUGAAGAGUGAUGUAUUCACGGGGCUGGCAACACCACUCCAAGCUCUUGGCUUGCCUAACAACCUGCUCGAUGCAAUUCCUUCGGGGGCUCUCUCAGCUCUCAAGUCACUAGACAGAUUGGAUCUGUCUCACAACAAAAUUGUGAGGAUUGAGAAUAGUUCAUUUGAGGGUAUGUCCAGCAUCACAUUCCUGGACAUGAGCGACAACGUCCUGAAGUAUGUGUCGCCGGACGCAUUCGUGCAACUUCCGCUGCUGAGGAUCCUGAGACUGCAGGGCAACCGGCUGGGCGUCGGGGUGAUAUCGGCCCUGCAAGGGUUUCGAGCCCUUGAGGAGUUGGACCUGAGCGGCAACUCGCUAGCGGGCCCACUAGGUCCCACCACUCUCCCGCGUCUACCUAGCCUCCACGUGCUCUCCCUGGCGCACAACCAACUGAGCAGUGUCUCGAAAGGCGCCCUGGCAGGGCUCGAUCAGCUACGCUCCCUCUCCCUCCACCACAACCAGAUCGACGUGCUCGAGGACCAUGCCUUCCGAGCCGUUGGCACUCUCACCCAACUCGACCUCUCCCACAAUCGGAUGGUGGCUGUUUCGGGUGCCUCCCUCGCCCAUCUCACCCGCCUCGCUAAACUGGAUGUGGCGCAUAACUUUCUGCGAGCGCUUACUUCUGAUCUCAUCCUGCCACUCAAGAGUCUGCAGGAGUUGAAGUUGGAUGACAACGAUAUAUCCAUGGUGGCGUCUGACGCUCUACUGUCGAGUCCUAAACUAAACAGGCUCACACUGUCUGAUAAUCCACUAAACUGCGACUGCAGCUUAUCACAGUUCGCACACUGGCUGGGCAACGUGAGCUCUCUGCCCGCAGCUGACAAGGCCACAGCCGUGUGCGCCACACCGCCGCAGCUGGAGAACGGGCUCGUACAAGAGCUGACGGCCACCGAUCUAGUCUGCGGGGACCUGGGUGACCCCGUCCCGUCUCCCGCUGAGGGACCUCUCGCCACACCCAUGCCAGUCUCGGGCACUAGGGUUGUGCUCAGAGCGUUCCAAUAUGACGGCAUCAAAGUGAGUCUCCUCUGGAGUGUCGAUGCCAACUCGGCCACCUACUCUUGUGAUGCGUUGUUUAUCUAUGAGGAACUCGGUGUAAAUGAGAUACUACUUGAGUCGAACCCUCUGCAGUGUGACUCUACUCAGUUGGUGGAUCCUAGAAGUUUGUCGUUGGCCCUCCCUGCCACCGACCUGCAGCCUGGACACAGGUACCGCUACUGUGUGGUUCUACUUGAGGGGAAGGGCGGACGUGAUGAUUCAGCGCUAGUGCUCGGUUGCAGCGAGGUGAUCCCACUAGUCCCAACUUCCAAAUCCCGCGCCCAACCCAUCCCAGGGCGCACGCACAUUGCCAACGUUGACGCCAACCUCACCGCAUUGGGAACUAUGGCGAUUGCAAUACAACUCUGGAGUGACCAAACGGAGCCACACUGCAUCCUCACGUUGAGCAUAUUUGUUGAAGGCAACUUAGUCGCUCAGCGACACGUCAACUGCUCGAUACCUUGGGCAGUGGUGCAUGGCCUCCCCAAAGGCCCCUACCAGGUGUGCGCCACAUUGGGUGACUUCCCACCCACCGAACCAAAGACCAAGUGUGUCACUGUGCGCCAAGCAAGCACCGAGCCUCACCACACUCUACUCAACCGAGUGCUCAUCGUCAGCCUGUUCAUCCUCAGCGGCCUGCUGCUAAUUGCUGUCUAUCACACCAUCAGAAAGAUCCUCAAAAGACCGAAAGAAAUAAGGACUCAUCAAUGCUUUCUCCCCGUUACACAACCGGAAGAACAGCAUUCAAGAUAUGUCAAACUUCAAGCGACUACUAAACUGUAGAAUAUUGUUGUAACUUUGUUUAUUUUGUAAAUAGUCCAUCAACUACUUGUGAAUAUGUAAAUAUUGACCCAAAAAUUAACUUCUAUUCGCCAAUAUUGACAAGAACAGUCUAUCUACAUCACCUUAAUAUUCUAACCUUAGGCCUAAUACUGUGCGAAAGGAAGUAGAUAUUAGACCUAUCCUUGAAUUUGUCCACUUUUAAUAGUGUGUGGAGUUAAACCUAUAUUAGAAAAUUUGUGUGUUGAUUUCUGAAUGAAAGAAUAACCUCCGUUAGAUUAUGAAAGCACAUUUGCAUGUAUAUUGGUACAUGAAUAUUUUUUGUCAUGAAUAAUAAUAUCAAUAGUUUUUCAAUGAUUGGCUCAUUCCAUAAUAUGUAGAUAGACAUUGCUGUUAUAUUCAAUGUGAUUAGUUUCUCCACCCUCUAAUAUCUGUACUGGAAAAAUCAUCUUCAUAAAAUAUUCCACAACUUCGAAAAUCUAAAGUCCUUAGUGGACUUUCGAUAGGUACCAUUAUUGUUAUAACUAGUCAUCUUGACGAUCACUUUCAAAAUAUUGAGUGUAAGUGAUAUAAUGAAAUCAUGAAUAUUCAUAUUCAUAAAAGUGAAUUCAAUAGGCUAUUGUAUCGUCAAUUAUGCUUCAUUUUAUACAUGAAAUAGUGUAGAUUCUCUUGAACAUAUUUUGUGAAACAACCAAUCAACUUCUUAUUCACGUAGAGUAUCAUUUCACUCCACUAGAAUAAAAAGUGAAUUAGCUCCCACUACAUCUAACUCUUCCAUAUAUAAAUCCAUGUUCAUGCAGACUUCGGUAACGUAGUGAAUCAGUAGCAAUUGGAAAAAAAGUCAAUCGGAUGAAAAAUUUAGUUUUUGUUUCUCAUCGACAAGAUUUUUUCUUACUAUUAGGUAGGCCUAAUAUAAUAUGCAUAAAAUGCUACAAUAAGUGUGUGUUAUUAUUCGUAUCAAUUAAUUAUGGAAGAGACAGGCAGACGUUAUUCAGUAGAUAGGUUGAGUCUCAUAUUGUUUUGUGUUUUUUUAUUAUCUCACUGUUGAAAAUUUAUAGAUCCAGAGUUGUAUUCAAUAACUGAAAUUUACAAUAUGAAUUGAGGAAUGAGAUAAUAAAUGAUGUCCCAACUUUUAAAAUUAUGUAUGAGGGUUGACUAGUCAACUUCUUCUUGUUUAGAACCUACUAAACCUAAUUUUCUAUGUUUUAUUACUUUCUUCUCCUCAAUAGAGGAGAACUACUUUUACUACUUACUUUUUCUGGAGGACCUAGUACUUAAUAGCCUACUGUAUAUUAAUAAAAUUAUUUAUUAGAAAAUAAUGAAUAUCUAUCGUUCUUUGUUAAUAUGUGCAGUGUUUUUGUGCUUUUUCAGUGUAAAUAAUUGUUAUUAAUAAUGUGUGCAUUCAUAGUCAUUUUUUAUGUUGAGUUUCAAUUGAACAUUGUAUAGAUUUGAAGUUUGUAUUUUUACAUGAAUAAAUCAACUAAUUCAA